Colletotrichum phormii is the source of this 1259-nucleotide messenger RNA. RefSeq lists its product as uncharacterized. The record is from RefSeq and is a predicted model, not a curated record. Lineage: Eukaryota; Fungi; Ascomycota; Sordariomycetes; Glomerellales; Glomerellaceae. Gene Ontology annotation, molecular function: 4-hydroxy-tetrahydrodipicolinate synthase activity. Bases 153 to 1088 code for a protein of 311 amino acids. The transcript has 2 exons.
AUGACCGAAGCAUGUCAUUUCGGCGGAGAGACGAUAAUGGGGAUGAAUGGGCCAAAUAAGAGUAGCUAGCAAUCCCUCUUGUGUGUAGGAUUUCGUAGGCGUAGAUUGAUAUUGUAACUAUUGUUUCAUUUUUACUGCAUAUCUCCGACAAGAUGGCUCCUCGUGCACCCCCUCGCGGCAUCUACGCCCCCGUCGUGGCCUUCUUCCACGAAGACGAGACUCUCGAUGUCGAAGCCUUGAAGACUCACAUUACGCGGCUCGCAAAGUCGGGCGUGGCCGGCCUGGUCAUCCAGGGAUCCAACGGAGAGGCGCCGCAUCUGCUCCAUUCGGAGAGACAGCAGGUCAUUGCAACGGCAGCCGAGGUGCUCAAGCAACACGGAAAGCCCGAGGCCGUCAUCAUCGCCGGCUGCGGCGCGCAGAGCACACGGGAAACGAUCCAGCUCUGCACUGAAGCCAAGGAGUCGGGAGCGGACUACGCUCUCGUCCUGUCACCGAGCUACUGGACCGGCGCAAUGCAAAAGCCCGUGAUCCAAAAGUUCUUUGACGACGUCGCAACAGCAUCGCCCAUCCCCAUCCUCCUGUACAACUUCCCCGCCGUGACAUCGGGCAUCGACCUCGACUCAGACCUCAUUGCCGACCUGGCGGCAUCGAACCCCAAGGUCGUGGGCUGCAAGCUCACCUGCGGCAACCUGGGCAAGCUGCACCGCGUAGCGCACGACGAGCGCAUCCCUCAGCCGUUCGCCGCGUUCGCGGGCAAGUCGGACUUUUUCCUGCACGGGCUCGUUGCCGGCUCCAACGGCGUCAUCGCGGCGGCGGCCAACUUCACGCCAAAGGUGCACGUCAAGCUGCUGGAGCUGUACGACGCGGGCAAGCUCAAGGAGGCGACCGAGUUGCAGACGAAGCUGAGCCGCGCCGACUGGGUGCUGGUGCAGCUGGGUGUCGCCGGGUUGAAGGCUGCGCUGGAUAGAUAUUUCGGGUAUGGCGGUGGACGGAGCAGGCGGCCGCUUGGCCUCGUUGCGAGCGCCAAGUUCGAGGGAGAAAAGGAUGCGGUGCUCAAGGACUUGGUCGAUUUGGAGAGUUCGCUAUAGACGUGCCCGAUACUCCGUACAUGAGGUUGGGAUGUGAUGAGAUGUAGAUAAGAUAAAGAUUAGAUGAUGACAAUUUCAUCAUAAGAUACAGUAUCUUGGGAGACCAGCUGGCAAGGGCUGUCCCACCAGCUGGUCGCCGUCAACCGAUAUAACCACCGAAUGUGUUCCCGG